This is a messenger RNA of Penicillium cosmopolitanum, 189 nucleotides long. RefSeq lists its product as uncharacterized. The record is from RefSeq and is a predicted model, not a curated record. Bases 1 to 189 code for a protein of 62 amino acids. Lineage: Eukaryota; Fungi; Ascomycota; Eurotiomycetes; Eurotiales; Aspergillaceae. The transcript has a single exon.
AUGGCAGAUCGUCAGGCAGAGCUGCAGAAAUACAUCUUGCCAGAGAACAGCUCCAAAAAGGUCGCUCAGAUGAUGGAUCAGAUACAAAAGGAGCUCCUGAAAGGGCUGCGGGCCCGCGCAGAGAAGACACUGGAGAUCACCCAAGUCCUUGGGAAUACCAUUGCGCAGAGAGGGAUUAAGUACCUAUGA